UCCGGGUCGAGCGCGGCGGCACUGCGCCGCGGAUCAGAAAACGAGCUGAUGGACCUGAUUCCCGAGAACGAACUCGACAAAAUGGAGAAGCAAAACCAGACUGCGUUGGACCAGAAGAUCAAGGAGCUCGACGAGGACGAGAAAAUCGCCGAUGGGGCGGACCCACAUCGGCCGCGCAGAUCGCGGGCGUCCUCACGAGCGGAGCUGCUGCAAAGCGCGGGCGGAUCCCGGGGAGCCGCGGCGAGGAGAUCCUCCAUCCAAGAUCUGCCUCCCGCACCACACCUUCUCGCAAACGAGGUUGGUGCGGGAGCCGCCCGAAGCGCAGAGCUGGCGGCGCAGAACAUUUCGCGGACGCCGCGAGGACCAGGUCCGACGUCAGGCGACGUGGAUGCAGACCGGGCCAACGCCGAACCCACGGUGGAGGACGUGCUCGCGCUUGUUUCCGCGGUCGAGGCGGGCGGAAAAACCGGGCCGGGUAGCUCGUCGGGUACUACGUCAUUGGAAAGUGUGUUGGUGGCGGAGAACAAGAACCCGACAGCUAACGCUGGGCCAUCAAAUAUUAACGGCAGCGAAGUAGUACCUGGAAACCCGCAGGACGGCGCGGAUGCACGGAUCACCAAUGUUGAGCGGCAGGAGACAUCACCUCUCGCGGCUCCGAGCGGUAGUGACGUCCCUCGGGAACAAGAAGAAAGUGCAGGUCGUGCUGCAGGGUCUGCAGCGGUCACCGUACAACGAACGACUCCCACGACGAUCCAGCCACUGCGCCCGAUCACCUCGGUGUCGGACCCGAAGGCCCGCGGCAUUUUCUGGUGCCAGCCGGCCCACGUGGGGGACGUCGUGGCCUGCAUAAACGAGGGUCUGCGGCGCGAACGCGAGAGAAGGAAAAACCAGGAGCUCCGUUCGGCCGGCGGUGAUGCUGCAGCUGCGGAGGGUAGUAGCGCCCCUCUAGCAACGUCCGCGCACAUUAAUCCUGCCCAGGUUGUAGUAUCAGGAACCGCCUCCGUGCUACCCACAGCUCCGACGGUGAGUGCAGCCGCAGCCGCCCGGGCGCCCCGUUACGACGAGUUGGAGCCGGUGUUCGCAGUGAAUCCGCGCGGACGGGAUCCCCCGUUCCCGAUUUUGUCGCAGCGCCGGGUGCGGGCUCUUCGUCCGGAACAAUCCGCUGCGGAAAGAACAAGCUCCUCGCGGACGAGUUUUCAAAGGUCAUGGGAAGAGGUGCAAGGAGACGUCCAUGCGGCCGGAGGCUACGCCGACGCGGUGAACGCGCGUCGGGAGCUCCGGGGGCUCGACCGCUUGACCGCAAGUCGGAUCCUGACAUCGGCGCCGCCGCCGGGCGUGACCAACAAGCGCGGGCGAGCGGAGGCGGAGGAAGAAGAGACCAGUACUCCGCUCUCGGCCCCACCAAGGCAGGAGGCCAAGCGACCGAAGAUUCUGGUCGGUGCACCACCUGCAUUGGGUUCAGCACCCGGCGGACCGCCGCGCGCCGGGGUGUCUGGUGUGUCGUCUUCUCAGCACGUUGCGCUUGUUGCGCGCAACGCCGGCCUCGGACCAGCACGUGGUACAGGUACAGUCGUGCAAAAGCAAGCGGGAUCGGGAAACGCCGCGGCUGCAAAAAUGAACGGAAUUGUAGUUCCGCACAAAUUCGCGGAUGUUGAUCUCGGUGCUCUGGGAGGCGCAGCGAUUGUUCUUUCGGGAAAAGAGACGGAGCAACUCUUCCUCCCGCUGCACCGUCUGCCAGUGCGAAAGACCGAACCGGUACCCCAGCAGAGCUUCGGCCAGCGAGGGCCAGGUGUCGCAACGGCUUCUUCAGGUGGCCAGCCGCAGGCGCAAGCUGGUCCGCCAGGUGGUGGCGCAGCCGCCGAGCAAAAGCGUCCCCCGCGACCGGCCGCGCCGACUGCGACACCGGGGACCCGGAUGCGGAUGGCCGCGGAUGCCGGAUUGACGAGCCAGGACCGUUUUUUCCCGGCGACAAGCAAUGCAGAACCGGCAGCGCCGCCUACUAACAUUAAUGCACUUGUUGUUGCGAAUGGUGGACAAGAGGUCAACAACCCGUCUGCUAGCCGUCCGCCCGCAUCCCCGAGAAUUCCAGGGCCGACUUCCGUUUCUGUUUCUAACAAUGCGCUGUUGAAGGGCGGGACGCCCGCGGCGAGCGCGCCCGUUCCUGCGCAAAAGGAGCAAGAGCAGCCUGGCACCGUGCCUGGGCCGCCGCAAGCGGCGAAGCAGACCGCGGGACCGCUGGCCCAGCACGGAGCGUUGCCUAAGUCCGAUCUUCGCAGAAAAUGAAAUGGUCGGUCGAACUUCUGCGUCGACACCUCCCAGGGUCAGUUGCAAUUUACCAAAGUAGGUGGUCGGCGGUCGUGGGAACAGCCAGGAGAACCAGGGCUUCCCGGCGACCUCUAGCCGGGCCUUCGCUCGACCCUUGGUUGGUGCACUAUUUUUGGUUCAUCGCGUCGGACAACACACGGCGAUGGUGAAAACUCCGGAGUCGUGUUUACUUGGCGGCCUUCGGUUCGCUGGUUUGAGUACUGACAGAUGCUGGUACUUACGUAGAUCAGCGGUGCGAAGCGUCUCAGCGUUCGGUUUGGAAGCGCACUUUUUUGGAUCUCCUCCGCUCCUCUGCCACGACUUUGGUCCAUAUGCGGGAACUGGGUUUUUAGAGGAGCGGCAGAAGGCCGCAUCCGGGGAUGAAAAACAUCGGAAGUCCGUGUAUUUACUAAUACGACCGCGCGCCAGGCAAGACCAAGGAUUGUUGAUUAUUGCAUUGGCACAUGGGGUGAUCGCCAUUUCUUUUUCGCGGCAGCACCUGGCAUAAACGACUCAUGUACUCUUUGGAAUGAAACUCGCAGAAGUUGAACACGAAAGACGAACAGUGUGGCUCUUGUCGAUGAC
Amoebophrya sp. A120 is the source of this 2889-nucleotide messenger RNA. Lineage: Eukaryota; Dinophyceae; Syndiniales; Amoebophryaceae. The record is from the annotation of a GenBank genome assembly.